AUUUUUUGUUACGUUAAAUUCAACCCUGUAUUGAAUGUAUCUCAUACAACCACUCUGAAUCAAUGAACGGAGGAGUUGUCAAAAAUUUUCACAAACGAAAAACCAGUGGAAAAAGGAUUACGAUAAACUAAAGAUUUUUCAUAUGAAAGACUACUCUUAAUAAACUAAAUUUAAACGAAUAUUUAUUGAAAUUAAAUUAAAUCGUAUUAUCAAUUAUUUAAAUUAUAAUAGUGGGAAGAGUCUAAAGAAACAUGAAGAUGGCGGACAGCACGACGAUUCUGCGAAGAAACAGACCAGGAACAAAAGCGAAGGAUUUCUCUCGCUGGGCAGAUGAACCACUGGAAGAAAUGGAUAGCACUUUGGCUGUACAACAAUACAUUCAGCAACUGAUCAAACGUGAUCCAUCAAAUGUUGAGUUAAUUUUGACAAUGCCAGAAGCUCAAGAUGAAGGCGUUUGGAAAUACGAACAUCUCAGACAAUUUUGUAUGGAACUAAAUGGGUUGGCUGUUCGUUUGCAAAAACAAUGCUCACCUACAACAUGCACACAAAUGACGGCCACUGAUCAAUGGAUAUUCCUGUGUGCUGCACAUAAAACCCCAAAAGAAUGCCCCGCCAUUGAUUAUACACGACAUACACUAGAUGGUGCAGCAUGCCUCUUGAAUAGUAAUAAAUACUUCCCAAGCAGGGUUUCAAUCAAGGAGUCAUCAGUGACCAAAUUAGGUUCAGUGUGUCGUCGUGUUUACCGAAUAUUUUCCCAUGCGUAUUUUCAUCACCGGCGAAUAUUUGAUGAAUUUGAGGCUGAAACAUAUUUAUGUCAUCGCUUCACUCAUUUUGUCACCAAGUAUAAUCUCAUGUCCAAGGAGAAUUUGAUUGUUCCAAUUAACGAAGAGGAAACUGCAACACCUGGAGAGAGUGAAGCUUAGAGCUUUUUUAUUCAGAGCUUGGAAAAUUGUGUGUAAAUAUGUAUGCAACAAAUAAAAGCAACAUCUUUAUAUCCAACACAGCGAACUGAGAACAAAGGCGUAUGAGAAAUGCACAUACAACAGUAACAACAAAACAAUAACAACUAGAAAAAACAUAAUUAGAAAGCAAGUCAUAACAUUAUAACCACAUAAAAAUAAUUAUGAAAAUAUUAAUGAAAAGAAUUUUGAAAAAAUAUGUAUUUAAAUAUUAAAAAAGAACGGAAAUCAAAGCAAUCUUUUUUGCAAAAUUAAAAUGGAAAUGCAAUACGUGUGAGGAAUCCUCGUUAGGAUGUGACAAAUUCGCUUUCUAUAAUCUAUAUAAUGUCUAGAAGAAAAAUAGAACAUUUAAUAAUUUCUCGAUAUAGCAGACGUGCGCUCAAUUAUUUUAAAUUAUAAAAACGCUAAUUAAGAGAAUACUAUUCAGCAAAGAAUACAAUGUGCUAUUUAAAAUUAAAAUUUGAUUUGCUAUAUAGUAACAAAAAUCGACUAUUAAUAGAACGUAAAGCAGUAUAUAGAAAUUGGUUCAUUGUUUCAGUAUCAUUACAUAUAAAGGUAGAUUAAUUGUAAUUUUUGCAAUUAAAAAACAGAACAAGAUUACAAUAAACCAAAACUGCUUAUUCACUCCAUAUAUCCCAAAUUAAUAAAUUCAGAGCAAGCACGUUUUUAUUUUACAUCGAAAUUAAUGUUUUAACUAUUUAUUAGUUGUCGAAAGAACAUGACGAUCGUGAGUGGUUUAUUUGAUCUAAACUAUACGGUAGUCAAUAAUCGUAAUCAUAAUUGUUAAUCUCACAAUUUCAUAAACAGCAUACUGAAGCUAAACGUUAACUUUAUGUCAUUAAAUAUAUUGUUUAUUUUCGAAAUAUUUUAUUUGUAGUAAUUUCUCCAGAUAAAUGCAUAUAAAACCUAUAACAUAAACAAAUUAAAUAUAAUAUAUCGGUAUACUAGAUAUUUUUUAAUAUUCCAACGAAUAAAAAGUGAAUGAUACAUCCAACAAAUUAGCACCCAAAAGUCUAUAUUUAGUCUCCAGUUUUGAUUAUUUAACAACAGAUCCAUAGUAACAACCAUAAUUCCAACAUACAUAAAUUGAAUAUGCGAAAAAAUUUAAUAAACAGCAAUAACUGAAAAAUAUUGAAUAAACCUGUAAUGAAUAUAAAAACUAAAAAAUAAAAAAUACUUAUAUAAGCUAUUAGUUUGAAUACCUUUUUUAAUAUACACACAUAACGCAGUUUAUGUUAUGAACUUAUUUCUUAUGCCUAAAUAGAAAUUACCUCAGAUGUUUAUCACAGCUUUCCUAAUAAAUAUGAUAGCAAGGAA
This is a messenger RNA of Bactrocera oleae (olive fruit fly), 2276 nucleotides long. The record is from RefSeq and is a predicted model, not a curated record. NCBI's taxonomy places the organism in Eukaryota, Metazoa, Arthropoda, Insecta, Diptera, Tephritidae.